UGAGGUGGUGAAUGUCGUUUUGCCUCCACUCCUCAUAUCUGAUACCACUUUCUCCUACAGUCCGGCAUGGCAGAAAACAUGAAGAAGAUCCAGGAGGCACGGGAUGAGGUCACAUCCCUCUCUGAGAAUAUCACUGAGGAGAUUGACAGGAUAAAGGAAGCACAGAACCACACAGCACAGAAGAUUAAGGAGUUGGCUGCCUCAAUUAAGAAGCUGGAGGAAGACCUUAAAAAGCUGAGGCAGGAUGCAGCGAAGUGGAAAGAAGAGAGCAGCAAUGAGAUCUCUCAGCAACUCGAGGCUUUGCUGGAGGAGACAAAGCGUGAGCUGCAGAAGAUGGGAGAGCAGCAGGAGAUGAGGAAGGCCAUGCUGGAGCAGCUGGUGACUGAGACAACCAACAAGCUGGCUGAGAUAGGGGAGAUAGUGAAGAGUGUGCAGGAGGAGAAGGAGAAGGCAAAGGCAGAGUGCUCCAACUGCACCUUUGACAUCAAUGAGCAUUUGGGGGAGCUCCUCCGGCGCUGUGAGAACCUCCAGGAGCAGGUGGAAUCCCUGGAGUCCCGGCAGAUGGCUGUGGGCAAGCUUGAAAAGAUGAUGAGGAAUUGGGGCCAGAACACACAGCAGAUGCAGCCCGAGGAUGCAACAGCUGUACAGAUGCAAAGGGACUAUGAGAAGCUCAGCUUCAUAUCUGGGACCCUCCAGAAGGACUCUGAACAAAAGCAGAAAGAAAUCAAAAUGCUGUUCCAGUCUCUGGAGAAGCUGCAGAAGGAGAAGGCAGAUCAGCAGGACAUGCUGGCAGCAAUGCACAUGAAGGCGGACAAAGCUGCCUUGGGCAGCAAAGUCAAUUGCAGCCAGUUUGAUGUCACUAUGGAGCGUCUGGAUGAGAGGAUGCAGGAGUUGCAGAGCCAGAUUUCAGGCCAGGAGCAGCACUGGAACAAUACGCAGCAGCAGCUCAGUGAUGCAAUGGAAGAGAAGCUGGAUCGCCUGGAGUUGAAGACUUUCCGUAAUCAGAUGGAGGAGACCUGGAAGAGAAGUAUUGAGGAGCUCAGGAAUGAGAUGAAGCAGGGUGACAGUGGUGCUGGGAUUAAGAAGUGA
Messenger RNA from Passer domesticus (house sparrow), 1089 nucleotides. RefSeq names its product glutamine-rich protein 2-like. NCBI's taxonomy places the organism in Eukaryota, Metazoa, Chordata, Aves, Passeriformes, Passeridae. The record is from RefSeq and is a predicted model, not a curated record. The coding region runs from base 67 to 1089 and encodes 340 amino acids. The transcript has 9 exons.